This is a messenger RNA of Helianthus annuus (common sunflower), 985 nucleotides long. RefSeq names its product ras-related protein RABA1f. Gene Ontology annotation, cellular component: endosome. The transcript has 2 exons. Bases 144 to 797 code for a protein of 217 amino acids. The record is from RefSeq and is a predicted model, not a curated record. Lineage: Eukaryota; Viridiplantae; Streptophyta; Magnoliopsida; Asterales; Asteraceae. Gene Ontology annotation, molecular function: GTPase activity; GTP binding.
AAAAAAAACUCGACCAACACCUUUCAAACCUCGAGACGCGUCGGCGCCUAUUCACUUUUGCAUGAAUCAAGGCCCUUUCCAGUUCCACUCCAUUUUCAUCAUCUUUUCAUACUCCAAAACUUUCAACUCAUUCGUUGAAUUUGAUGGCGGCGUAUAGAUCUGACGAUGACUAUGAUUACCUCUUCAAAGUCGUUCUCAUCGGCGACUCCGGUGUCGGAAAAUCCAAUUUACUUUCCAGGUUUACCAGAAACGAGUUCACCCUUGAAUCCAAGUCAACCAUCGGCGUUGAAUUCGCCACCAGAAGCAUCCGUCUUCAUGACAAGAUCAUCAAGGCUCAGAUUUGGGAUACUGCUGGUCAAGAGAGGUACCGUGCAAUCACAAGUGCAUACUACAGAGGAGCUGUUGGCGCUUUGCUCGUCUACGACACAACCCGCCACGUCACCUUCGAGAACGUUGAAAGAUGGCUAAAAGAGCUCAGAGACCACAGUGACUCAAACAUAGUAAUAAUGCUAGUAGGAAACAAAUCAGAUUUACGCCACUUGCGUGCAGUUACCACAGAAGAUGCAAAAACCUUUGCUGAAAAGGAAAACACAUAUUUCAUGGAAACAUCGGCUCUCGAGUCCCUAAACGUUGACAAUGCUUUCACCGAAGUUUUAACACAAAUAUACCAUGUGGUUAGCCGAAAAGCCCUUGAUAUCGGAGAAGAUUCUGCAGCGUUACCUAAGGGUCAGACAAUUAAUGUCGGGUCAAAAGAUGAUGUUUCGGCCAUGAAGAAAGUCGGUUGCUGUUCUACUUAACAACAAUAGUAGAGAUCAAACUACUGGUAUUACUUCAAAUUUUCAUGGUGUUUUUGUAUUUGUUUGAUAGGUUAACUAGUGGAUCUUGUAUUAUAUAUUUGGGGGUUUGAAACAAUUUUCUUUUUGGGCACCGAAUUUAAACAUUACUUUGUUUUCGAUUGUGAAGAUAACACCCGAUUUGAACGUUA